This is a messenger RNA of Brassicogethes aeneus, 2259 nucleotides long. The record is from the annotation of a GenBank genome assembly. Lineage: Eukaryota; Metazoa; Arthropoda; Insecta; Coleoptera; Nitidulidae.
CACCAAAGCCAAACUAAUUGCAUUUUUAACUACGAAUUCUGACAACUCAUCUUGACUCAACUUGACAACCGUUCAAUAUAACCUACAAUAAUAUAAACAUAACCACAAUUACAAAGUUAGGUUAUAUUGUUGGUACCUUUAAACAUUUUGACAUUUAAUCAAAGAUUAUAAUGUGUUGAAAAAAUUGUCAGUGAAUAUAAAAUCCCGUUCAAUGUGCAGUACAACAUGCUGCCCGCCUGCUUACUGCCGGUAUCCCAGUGCACCAGCGGCAUGUUGCUACCAAUAUUGUUCCCCCUGUUCCCCCUGCUGCUCGCCUGUAAGGUGCUGCUCGCCCGUAAUGUGCUGCCUUCCCUCCCCGCCGUGCUGCCCGCCCCCCUGCUGUCCUGACGACGGCCAAAGGAGACGUCCAGAGAAAAUAUCCGACAUGCCCAUGGGGGGAGGGGGAGGAGGAGACGAUGGUAAAGAUGGUAAAGAUGGAAAAGACGGUAAGGGUGGCAAAGGCGACAAAGAUGAUGGAAAAGGUGGUAGAGGCAAAGGUAAAAAGGGCAAAGGAGGGAAAGGUAAAAAAGGCAAAAAAGGCAAAGGUGGCAAAAAAGGCAAAAAAGGUAAAAGACCCAAAGAACCAGAGACCCGAUCGGCACCAUUGCCAGAAGGAAUCUAUCCAGGUGGACCAGGUAGAUUCAACCCGAAUUGUCAGCCUUUAGCCUUGGGAAAAUGUACUUGUAUGGUGCCGAAACCAGCCUCGAACAGAACAUGCUGCUGUAAAAAUCCUAAGCCUGCCCCUCCUAAAUUAUGUUACCCUUGCACUUGUGGAAAGCCUACCACGCAAUGCGGAAGCUGCGGAGCCCCGAAGAGAUUAAAUAUGGGCGAUAAUGGAUCGAUUUGUGGAAAUUCAUUUGGACAAGAAUCGAUAUGCGGAAAAUAUAAUCUAAUCCCAAACCAAACUGGGGACUCUACCUGCUGGAGCUAACCAAAAUGCAAUGUCUUUCGAACAAUAAAUAAUUUACUCAUUUAGUCAAUGUAACAUAACUUGUCAAAAUGACACAUUAAAUCGUAAAUGUUAUUCUGGGUAUAUCAGUCAUGAAAUGCAAAAAUCGUUUUCGGGAUUUUUUCAUUUAAUUAUGUAAAAUUUUAGCGUGCAAAAGCAGGUUUUGUUUGUAAAAUGUGGGACCAGUUCCUAAACAAAACCGUCCAUCAGUGUUAUACUUUGACCAACGAUUUUAGAGGCUUCAAAAAAACCGAUUUGUUUCCAGUUGAAUCGAAGAACAACUCCAGAAAGCCGAUAAUCAAGCAGCAAAAUGAUAAAGGUACUUCAUCAAGACAUCCGCCGAAUUUAACAGUCGGUGUCUAUAAAGAUAGUCCAGGGUAUUUCAAGUAUUUCAAGAAGAAGAAGUUGCAAGCAAUAGCGGAAGAAAAGGUUACUUUGGAAGUAAAAUGCACCAAAGCUAUUCUUCAUAAACCCAUAGAUGAUUUAAGAUUAAGAAUUGGAUUAGUCCACGAUACUGUGAAAACUAUCGCUAAAAAUUUAAAUGUUUGUAAGCAAAUUAAAGAUGGGUACAAGAAAGCAAUCAAGUCUAAAAGAGAUAUUAUUUUGAAAAAAGAAACGAUUAAGAAAAACGUUAUUAAAGAAAAGAAAGAUUCCAUUGAACAUAGUGUAAAUAAGACAAAGGAAAACGAUAAAAUAUUACAUAAAGGACAAGGUGAUUUAGGCAAUAAAAAACUUACUGAAGUUCAAAAACAACCAGUGGAAAGUAAACCUAAACCUAAACCAAAACAACUGUCAGUAUUCUCCAAGAACUUCGUAUCCAAAAUUCCUCAAAAAAUUGCUUUGAAAAAGUUCAGAAUGCAUUUUACUAAUAAAACCAUAUCGGAGAUAAUUCUUAGCGACAAACUUGCAAGUUACGAACCAAAAUCAACCAGAACGGAAACCUUAAAUGUUAAAGUAAUUAAACCGUGGAAACCUAUGGAGUUGAAAUCAAAUAAAUCAGUUAAAAAAAGUAUAAUUCAAAGGACGUAUGUUAAAGUGGAAAAUGGUCCAAUUAUAUGUGUUAAAAUUCAGAAGGAACCAUUCAAAUUUAAAUACGUAAGUCCAAAGUGAAGAAACCGUUAACAGAUAUUUGGGGUCUUUAUGUAACUUUUUGAGACUUUUUGUUUUAUCGAAAUGCAGUUUUGCACUUUGUUUUUAUUUUUAUUUUUUUCUUUACUGUGAGAAAUUUCAUUUUUUUAAAUAACUUUUUUAUUUCAAAACCUAUCGAUUUG